Messenger RNA from Vicugna pacos (alpaca), 3848 nucleotides. NCBI's taxonomy places the organism in Eukaryota, Metazoa, Chordata, Mammalia, Artiodactyla, Camelidae. The record is from RefSeq and is a predicted model, not a curated record.
UGCCUGGGCGCUGGGCGCUGGGCGCUGGCCGCCGGCCGCCGACCUGCUACGCGCCGGCCCGCGUCUCUGAGAAGUCCUGAGGUCUUUGACUGGCACCGCCUGAUCCCCCUCACCUGGGCCCUCGUUGCUAGGCGGACUCCUCAUCUUGGAGAACAGAAAAGGACAGCUGCUUUUCUUUUGCGUAAACUGACCACAGCCUCCAGUGGAGGGGGCCUUGAAGAUUCAUCCUUUGCUGAACCCAGAAAGUAUGUGCAGGAACCGGAGUGCAGGACGAGGCUCGUUCAACACCUCCUUGAGAAGCAGAGGACUGCCGUGGAACGAGAGGUCACCAGCCCCCUUCUGGACAUGGGUUUCAGUGAAGUGCAUGUUAACGAGCUGCUCAGUAUACAACCAGGUGCCCACCCUCAACAGUUGCUGGACAUCAUUUCAGAGUUAAUACUCCUGGGUCUGAAUCCGGAGCCCGUGUAUGUGGCCUUGAAGAAAAGUCCUCAGUUAUUGAAACUGCCUAUAAUGCAAAUGAGGAAGCGCUCCAGUUACCUUCGAAAGCUUGGGCUGGGAGAAGGGAAACUGAAGAGGGUGCUUCACUGCUGCCCUGAAGUGUUCACCGCGCGUCAGCAGGACAUUGACAGCAUCGUCAGAGUUCUCAAGGAGAAGUGCCUUUUCACGGGGAAGCAAGUGGCUGAGAUUUUGCACAGGUGCCCCUGUGUUCUCCGGGAGGACCCUGCUGCGCUGGAGUACAAAUUCCAGUAUGCCUAUUUUAGGAUGGGGGUUAAACAUGCGGAUGUGGUGAGGACCAAUUUCCUGCAGUACUCCAUCACCAAGACCAGGCAGAGGCACGUGUUUCUGGAGCGCCUGGGACGGUACCAGACCCCCGAUAAGAAGGGGCAGACGCAGAUCCCCAACCCUUUACUCAAGGACAUUCUCAGAGUUUCGGAAGCUGAGUUUCUGGCCAGGACAGCCCAUUCUUCUGCUGAGGAGUUUGAGGUUUUUAAGAAGCUCUUGGCUCGGGAGGAAGAAGAGGAGUCUGCAGGCCACAUGACUGGUGAUGAAAGUCUGGACCUGGACGAGGAGGAGGAGGAGGAGGACGAGGAGCGGGAGCUGUGAUGGGAGGACUGGCCUGAAAAGAGCCCAGAGACAUCAGAGUGUUUUAAUUUUCUCAAAGUUUUCGGGAGCUUCACUUGAAUCUUCUCGGGUUAGUUUUCAUUCUAAAAGUGGUCUUUUGAUGAGAAGUUAUUGGAAAUAACCUGAGAAGGAGACAGGCCAACUAAAUAGCAGGUGCGUCAGUUUGACCUGCUGUCGGGUUUCUGUGGGGAGGCCCCUGUUCCAUCUUGGGAUAAAAGACUGACUUUGAGCUCUUAAAAUCAAAGGGACUGAAAACUUCAACAUUUGUUUUUUCCCUGUCACCUGUGUUGAGAUGAUUCUGAGACAGUGCGGGCGACAAGGGUUCUUCUGGUUCAAGCGUCAGUUUGUAUUUCUAGUGAUAGAGACAAAACUGUGAGGAGGCAGUGAGGGUUUCGUAUAUCACAGUACUUUAUUUCAUGAAAACAAGUAGCAAGUGUUCCACAAAAAUACUCGCAUUUUUACGUAUCAGAAGUAUCUUACUGCUUCAUAACCGCAUUCAGUGUACAGCAGAGUGAGGAGGUUGGUUAGUGACGUAUGGUUCUGUUCUGUGCAGCUUAAUACCAGCAGAGCGCUGGGGCCCCACUUAAUCUUUGUGGAGAACAGGCUCCGACUGUGACCUCUGGGGAAUUUGCUCUCGUUCCAGCUCAUGCCUAGGGGUCACAUCCCGGCCCGAAGCCUCUGGCAGCCAGGGAGGCUGACCUGGAGCGUGCCCGAGCAGGAAGGGGCCUGGAGCAGGCCUGCUGGGUGGUCUCCCCGCCCGCAGUACAGGUGCUGGGGCUUCUGAGACCGGAGGAGCAAGAGUGCUGGCACAGGGUCAUGUGUGGGGUGGGGCCUGGAGCCAGGGCCACGACACCAUGGGUGGCAGAUGUCCCCUGCGGGAACCCAGUGGAUCUGAGGAGCAGUUUGAAGAGUUGGGGUCAGGGAAUGGAAUUUGAUGUAAGCCGGGGGUCAUCUGAGGUAGAGGUCCAGCCCUGACGGCAUGCGCUCUGGGAGAGGUGGGAGGCUGAGUGCAUCCUAGAACAUUCUGGGAAUUCCCUCCUUAUGGAGAACUGGCACAGGGUUGAUGGUGCAGAAAACAUUUUUGGUGAUGUGCUCCAAACUCAGGUCUUUGCAGCAUUUUAAUGGUUACAUGAGCCUCCCUGUCUUGGCCAUGUUUUCCCUCAGGGACCACGUAAGAACCCCGUAGGGCAGCAGUUCUCACCUGCGGGUGAUCUUGACCCCAGGGAACAUCGAGCAGCGCUGUUAGCGCCAGAGCGUAGCUGGGGUCCAGUGGGUCGGGCCAGGGCUGCUGUUGCACGCCGGCAGUCAGGGCAGCCUGCCGCAGGGGUAGGCGGCCUGGAACCCGCUCUGAGGCCUGCUCCAGCCCAGGGCGCUGCACGGACCCGUGAGAACUGAGGAUUUUAAAGGGGCUUAUGUUUGUGGUAUUUCUUCUAUUGGAAAGCAAAGUAAGUAGCUGACUUCUAGGAGUUCCUUGCCCCUCAGUACCGAUGCUGUUGGCAGUUUAGAGCUUGUUUGCUGCGGGGACUCCGUCCUGAGCUGUAGGCUGAGCCGUGGAUGCUUUUGCUUCCUCCAGCUCACAUUCGAGCAUGGCUGCAAAGAGGAAGACGUUUUUCAGGAAGGUAGUGUGGUGAGUCCCUCCCCAUGGGUGUCAGACGUCGGUGGCAGUAGUUCUCCAGCCGGAGGACUGCCCGCUGAGGAGAGCUGCUGGAGGCUGGCUGACACGGAGCCCUUGCCUGUUGGGGUGGCUGGUGGGUGAGCAGCAGGGUGCCUUGUGCUUUCCUCAGCUGCACCUGGGACAGCCCGCACGCAAUGGGGAAAAGGGAGUUUUGUCUUCAUUGUCUUUCUUAGUCACGGGCAGGAUCGUUUGAAAGUGAAGACGUUUCAGUUUUCAUUUACUCUUGAAUUUUGUGGCGUCCAAGUGACCUGCAGUUUGCCUGGAACGUAGGAUGUUAUUCUUUUGCUCAGUCAGGACUAACAGAAUCCUAAAUAUAGGCUCGAUUGCAUGGUCAGUUGAUCCAUGUUUCGUUAAGCACAUGGCUAACUUGACAGCUCAUGGUUGCCUCUUUAAUUUUGACGCAGAAAUGCAUGUGCCCCUGACGGUUUUCUGAUUCCGUCGCUGCUGAUUUCUUUGGGUGGACUUUUGAGUGUUUCCAAAGAGGACAGUAGGGUUUUAAGAAGGAGCCACAGGAAAACAGCAGCGGCUCAUUUGCAAUGUUUCAAGGAUGAAUUGUAUUCCUUCAGCAUCAGGAAGUCUUUUUACUACACGUAUAAUUUAUAAAACAUCGUGAUAUGUCAGUCAUAAGACGAGACAGCACCCAGCUCAGGAUUCAGUAGACUGUUUUUCGGAGAAACAGAGGCUUCUAGGCUAGAAACUGGAACACGCCACGUUUGCCUCAUGGCUGAGGGACUGAGGUUCCUCACGUGGCGGUGGAGUUUCAUCCCCCCUUCCAGUGACAUCACUCAACCUUGCCGUUUGCUCGUGGCGCUGCAGCUUGCAUGGGCCAUGGCGCCACUGCAGCUGUCAGCAGCACAUGCUUCAUGUGUGGCUUUCUGGGGUCUCCCGCUGCCGGAGCCCCUUGACUGAGCUCAGCCACCUUCUCCAGGUGGGCCUGGAGGCUGGGAGCCUUCUGGAGUACAGUAGAGACUUCUUGAAGUGACUUUUCUCCUUUCUGAAAAUGACAAAAUGUGUAAUACACAGACAUAUGCACACAAAACUUUAAUAAAAA